AUGCCACCCUCCUUCGGCUUCCUGAUACCCACACUUGCUGCGGUCCUCCUCUCCACGAGCAUAUCCUCAUCCGCACAACAGAAUGUGGCAGUGGACGCGGAUAGCCCUUUCAUUGACUUUCAGGGCAUUUGGUUCGACGAAUUUGGAGAUAACGGUCCGGGACACACAGUGUAUGCCGCCAGCACAGGCUCCUCAUUUACAUUCACUUUUAUUGGUUCGGCAAUAUACUACCAUUCCGUUAUAAACCCGAACGCAGGGCAAGCCAGCAUCACACUUGAUAGCGGGGAUGCGACUAUUGUGGAUGAGUCAGUUGAUGCACACAAGGGCGAGGAAUCGACGCCUGCCAUCCUAUGGUACAAAACGGGCUUGAACCCCAGCGAGAGCCAUACUAUGAGUUUGUCAUAUGUCGGCUCCGGGGAGCUCGGAGGAGGCUACGUCGAGCUGUAUUACUUAGAAUAUACGGAAGGUGGGACGUCAUCUGCGACGGUGCCUUCGAGCACGGGCGAGGCAAACGCAACCGCAUCGGUCGCUAUCGCUACAGGUACUCUCAGUACCGAGCUUGCGAGCGGGCACUCAAGGUCAAACACGGUUCUGGUUGCUGGACUCGCAGGAGGACUUGGCGGCCUCUUCCUGCUGAGUACGUUCGUCUAUCUUGCGCUCUAUUGCGAGCCAGGAAGCUUAGCGAUGUUCCCGGACGCCGCCGAGAGAAUCGGCCUCGCAAAGCGGACGUCAUUACCAUACACAAUCUCUGCGGUCACGACAUUUCCCACGUCAACUAAAUCAGCUCAGGCAACCAACCCCCGUAUCCCCUCUCCUCACGUUGGACCGUCGACGUCAUCCGUCCAUUCAUUCGUUGAAGACCAGCAUACGUCCCUUGCCACUGAUUCGCCAGCUGACACAUCCCGAGUGGCCCAUGACCUGCAAGACCACAGGAUCGCUAAGCUCAGAACACUUUUGUCAUUGGAGCGUCAGCCCACAGACAAUACCACGAUGUCUGCCCCGGUGCCGUCCCCUCGUGCUCCUGAUGCUACAUUCUCUGUGAGUUCAGAAAUUGCGGAUGACCCUCCUCCGGAGUAUGACGGUCCGAGGGAAUAA
Molecule: messenger RNA, 1095 nt
Organism: Laetiporus sulphureus 93-53
Lineage: Eukaryota; Fungi; Basidiomycota; Agaricomycetes; Polyporales; Laetiporaceae
Exons: 5
Coding region: 1-1095 (364 amino acids)
Source: RefSeq, a predicted model, not a curated record